AUGGCAAUGAGAGAGGGUGAGACUUUAAAGACUUACUCUGACAGAUAUUGGGAAAUGUUCAAAGAGAUAGAUGGAGAUUUCGAGGACGUGGCUAUAAGGACAUUUAAGGACCGUGGGCACACUACGGAAGAUUACAAAACUCUUCAAGAUUAUCUUGAGCAAUUGGUCAAGGUCAGGAAGCUGAAGCAGUUCCUGUACCAACCAUCUAUGCAAGGAAGUCAAGCUGGAUCAGUACAUCAACGAGAGAAUCCCUUAAGACCAUCCCUGGGAACAAUCAAUGUAAUCCUGGUGGCCCCAGGUCAGAUUGGCACGUAUUCGUCUGAGAUCAUGUCCGUAUCAAGUUCACAUACCGAGGAUCCAUUCCCUGAACCUAAACAGGGAAAGAUGCAAGCCCAACCCACUUUGAGCUUCUCUAACGAAGAUAAAGUUGGAACUUAUCAGCCACAUGAUGAUGCUUUAGUGGUUACCCUUCAGAUAGGAGGCUAUGAUGUAAGGAGAGUCCUGGUAGACCAAGGCAGUGGUGUAGAGAUUAUGUAUCCAGAUCUUUACAAGGGACUUAAGUUAAAACCCGAGGAUCUAGUCAGCUAUGAUUCCCCUCUGGUAGGGUUUGAUGGGAAGACUGUUGUCCCAAGGGGCAUGAUUAAAUUGCUUGUUCAGGUGGGCCAAAGAGUAGUAGAGGUAAAUUUCAUUGUGGUGGAUACUUAUUCCCCUUAUACUGCCAUCUUGGCAAUACCAUGGCUUUAUGCCAUGGAAGCCAUAUCUUCAACUUUACAUUUGAAGGUGAAUUAUCCCUCUGAGGACCAUGUUGAAGAGCUGAUUGGAAGUCAGGCCAUGGCAAGGCAGUGCUUGGUUGCUGCUAUCAAAUACUAG
Molecule: messenger RNA, 870 nt
Organism: Quercus lobata
Lineage: Eukaryota; Viridiplantae; Streptophyta; Magnoliopsida; Fagales; Fagaceae
Exons: 2
Coding region: 1-870 (289 amino acids)
Source: RefSeq, a predicted model, not a curated record